This is a messenger RNA of Paramuricea clavata, 2730 nucleotides long. Lineage: Eukaryota; Metazoa; Cnidaria; Anthozoa; Malacalcyonacea; Plexauridae. The record is from the annotation of a GenBank genome assembly.
AUGUUGAAAUCAAUUGUAUGUGCUUAUAUAUUCCCCUUGUUUUGAUUUGUUUUGCUCUUAAUCGUAUGCAUCAUAUUGCAAUGAUCUGUUUUCCUUUUUAAGGUCGAAGAUGUGCCAGAGUUAGUGAAAGGAGAAAUUUACUGUGUGUCCUGUGGUGAAAACUUCAUUCAACCCAAAGGUGAGUGUCUCAAUCAUGAUUCUUUACGAACUCGUGCUAAUAAAUUUAUUUUUUCGCAUUAUCGGGAAACAUCAAAACUGAGUAACAAGAGUACUGUACCGUCUAUUAGGUACAGUGCUCUUCGUCUAAAGACAGUUUUUAAAACUGUGUUUUUUAAAGAAUAAAAAAGAGUUAUACAGUAUAAAACCAUGUUCACAAAUUAAGGAAUAAGACUGCCUAUGUCACGUGAUUGAGUUGGGAAAAAAUCUUACAGGGAUGCAACACCAUCCAUUUUGCUAAAAGAUUUAAAGGCAUAUGUUAAGGAGUUGCAUCAGUCUGGAGACUUGAUUUAGUUAAAUAACUCAAUUUCGUCAAAACCAACUUAGACAAAACGUUAGUAAGCUGUCGAAUUAUAGAGCCUAUUAUAUUUUGUUAUAUAGUUACUGCCAAAGUUCAAUUUAUCUGUUUGCCGACUGGUCAAAACCGUAUCACGUGCCGGUCCACAAAACGUCAGGUGCACAAUGAAACAUUUAUUGACCGGUCAAUUUAUUGACCGGUCAAAUGGGUGCAAUACGCAUGCGUGUCAACCAUGAAGUUCCAUAGUUCAUUUUUUAAGACAUUUGAACAGCAGUGAAUAGUACUUAAAAGUACUUUUUAAACCUUUGAAAACAAACAAGGGUCAGUCAAGUGUGCAAACAUUUUUGUCUCGAGUCGCUAGAAUUAAACCGAUCGUUAAAUUUUUUAGGCAAACAAUAAGUUACAACGUGUUCCUUACCUCGAAAAUAAUUUAAUGCAGUACUCACCUUUAUGUUGUGAAAUAUUCAAAAAUUUGUUCCUGACUACUACGAAUCGAACUCCUUCCCCGCUUCAGUGACUUUGUACGCCAUGUUGAAUAUUUCAACCACACUCGCUCGUACAAGCCCAAGACGCGGUAGAAAUAUGAAACAAGCCGUACAGAUUUAGUCAAAACUUAAUCAAAGCGAAAAUGGUAAAAGUUUUCUUGCAAUUCUCUGUAUGUAGCACCUUCCCUCGUUCGAAAAGUAUAAGCGCCAUAUUUUGUUAAAUUCUGCUGUGUAACUAAACCACCAUGAUCCUUAGCAAUUCCGCAAUUGGCCAAUUGAUUUCAGUCUAAUUACACUCCACUCAAGUAAAUUAACAUUAUUUCAGAUCGUGAAAGUGUUAUUGCACGAAAAGCAACGUGGUCAAGACUAAACCGUCAGACAGGUGGAGCAAUGGCAUACAAACUUCACGAGGUAUUUUGUUCGAAAAAAUAUCAUGUAUCAUUCAUUUUAUCUUUUAACCCGUAAUCCUGUAUAUAAGAAGCGGUGCGUUUUCCUUCAAACGAUACUGUUUUGUUUAAUUUUUUGUUUUCAUUUUUUUUUCUCUUAAUUUCUUUUCAUUUCAUUUGCUUUGUUUAAUUAAUUAAUUAUUUGCUUGUAUCUUUGUCCUAUUUCGUUUCUCUCUAUAAAGAUGUAUGUUCAGUUGUUUUUUGAUCAUCUCGUUUCUUUGUUUGUUAUUUUAUUGAUAAGAACCUCAAACGGGAAUUAGAAUUGCACCUCUCGCUCGUGUUUCACCAUGCACCAUUUUAAAAACACAAACAUUAGUCAGGGUUCAGAACAUUAACAGGUACAAUCAGUUAAAAUUCUCCGAAUCUAAAAACAAAAGUUCCAGGCCUUGAGACACAUUGGCUGUAUAAAGAAGUACUUGAAAGUCCUUAAAUUCUUCUUUCUUUAGUUUUUGCGUGCAUUGGUACAUAUUCUUUAAAUGUUUGACAUUACGAAACGGACAUUUUGUUGAAUUGCAUGAUUUUGUUCAUGUACUCCAAAGUUUGAACAGGUUUACGUCACUUUUCACUGAUUUCUAAUGGCUUCUUUUCAGGCUUUUAGUCCUUGAAUGACCGGAUAUCCUUGUCAUUAAAUUGUACUCUUCGUGACCAUGUACGAAAGCUGCUUAAUCCGAUCUCUCAACCCAAAGUAUAAGGUUUAUAUUUAAUGUCCCAUCAAUAUAGCCCACAGGAUAAAUGUCAAUUUCUCACAAGAACAAUCUACUGUAAUUAAAACUGCUAUCCUGUCUUCCUUCCCACCCACUUUCAUAUAAGGAAUGGAAAACAAGGCUGCUAGGUUAAUUAACUCUCAUCGACUCUCAUGUCUCAUCUUGAGCUGGUUGAAAUUUUGAUGAGAGUCUUGAGAGUAAAUGGUAAUAUUCUGUCAAUUCUCAAGAUCGAGAUCCUAUUAUGGUUUCAAUCUUUAUGAUCAGGCCAUCCUUGAAUGUUGAGAAAACUGUCAUCAAUUCUCAUCCUCGUGUGACAUGCAAGGCUUUGUAAUUCGCACAAUGUUUUAUAUAAUAUGGUUUCUUUUUUUCAGAGAGGUCCAAGUUUGGCGUUGGCCUUAACAACCACGGCAAAUCAGUUUAGUUCUUAUUGAAAGCUGGAAUUGUUUGGAUCUUCACAGCAGUUGUGUGGCAACAUAUUGCCAACCUUCGGAUUUGGAUUUUUAACGCGUGUAUAUAUUUAUCUUAAUUUUAUCAUUAAUGAAAACUUUUAUAAAUUAAUUUAUGAUGUUAUAAUAAUAUAA